CUGUUUGCAUCAAAAGAGUCAUUGUGGCGGUGUUUAUUUUAAAUAUACGCGAGGAAUCGAUUACAUUCGAAUAAAAACAUGCCAAAAGUACGACGAAGUAAGAAACCUCCACCCGAUGGCUGGGAACUUAUCGAACCAACUUUAGAAGAACUGGAACAAAAAAUGCGAGAAGCCGAAACGGAACCUCACGAAGGCAAACGUAAACAAGAAUCUUUGUGGCCAAUAUUCAAAAUCCACCAUCAAAAGUCGCGGUACAUAUACGACUUAUAUUACAGACGCAAAGCCAUAAGCCGUGAAUUGUAUGACUAUUGUUUAAACGAAAACAUCGCGGACAAAAAUUUGAUAGCCAAGUGGAAGAAAGUGGGCUAUGAAAAUUUAUGUUGUUUACGGUGUAUACAAACUAGAGACACUAAUUUCGGAACCAAUUGUAUAUGUCGAGUACCAAAAGGAAAGCUGGAAGAAGGUAGAAUAGUGGAAUGCAUUCAUUGCGGUUGUAGAGGAUGUUCCGGAUAACCUCUGGCGAUUA
Messenger RNA from Dufourea novaeangliae, 526 nucleotides. RefSeq names its product protein BUD31 homolog (gene l(1)10Bb). The coding region runs from base 79 to 513 and encodes 144 amino acids. The record is from RefSeq and is a predicted model, not a curated record. NCBI's taxonomy places the organism in Eukaryota, Metazoa, Arthropoda, Insecta, Hymenoptera, Halictidae. Gene Ontology annotation, cellular component: spliceosomal complex; nucleus. The transcript has 3 exons. Gene Ontology annotation, biological process: mRNA splicing, via spliceosome.